AUGUCGACAAAGCUAAAUAGAGUUCUAAGAAAUUAUGAUGGUGGACAUGUAGAACCUAUGGAAUGCGUUUCGAUUUUCACUCAUACAGGCCGCCCUUUUGAGCAUUUGAAUCAUGGAAGAAUGUUGUCAAAUGAAGAGAUAUUUUAUUCUCAUUUACAAGAAACAAUACCAAAUAUCAGCGAUCAACAAGUUAAGCAAAUGCGAGAGCGAAAACUCGCAAAUUGGUUAAAAAAAGUGGUGGAAGAUGAUGAGGAUAUAGAGGAAGAGGAAGAGAAAGAGGAUACUGAAGAGUCAGAUGACGAUUUAAAAGAUGAUGGUGUGGAUAGUGAUGAUGAUGUGAACUUAGAAGAUGAUUAUUCUAAAUGA
Molecule: messenger RNA, 366 nt
Organism: Manihot esculenta (cassava)
Lineage: Eukaryota; Viridiplantae; Streptophyta; Magnoliopsida; Malpighiales; Euphorbiaceae
Product: aspartic acid-rich protein-like
Exons: 3
Coding region: 1-366 (121 amino acids)
Source: RefSeq, a predicted model, not a curated record